CAGGCUCAGCUGAGCUAUAAAAAGGCAUAGCAAGGGGGAGGGAGGGCUGCCGUGCAGUAGGAACUGUGCAGACACACACACACGGGGAUCCAGGGACGGCAGCCCCUUGCACUGGGAUCUAGAGCCACAGCGCGAAAAAGAGAGUUGAAGGAAAACCCUCAUCUAACGCAACACAAUGGCAGACAAAAUUAAAGAUGCUAAGAUCAUCUUUGUUGUUGGUGGGCCUGGCUCCGGAAAGGGCACCCAGUGUGAGAAGAUAGUCGCAAAGUAUGGCUACACCCACCUGUCCUCUGGGGAUCUGCUCCGUGCUGAGGUGGCUUCUGGCUCUGAGAGGGGCAAGCAGCUCCAGGCCAUCAUGCAGAAGGGAGAGCUUGUGCCCCUGGACACAGUCUUAGACAUGAUUAAGGAUGCCAUGAUCGCCAAGGCUGAUGUCUCCAAGGGCUACCUUAUUGAUGGCUACCCCCGUGAGGUGAAGCAGGGCGAGGAGUUCGAGAAGAAGAUCGGCAAACCCUGCAUGCUGCUGUAUGUUGAUGCCAAAGGAGACACCAUGGUCAAGAGGCUUAUGAAGCGCGGUGAGACCAGCGGCCGUUCUGAUGACAAUGAGGAGACCAUCAAGAAGCGCCUGGACUUGUAUUACAAAGCAACUGAGCCAGUCAUCGCCUUUUACGAGGGCCGUGGCAUUGUCAGGAAGGUCGACUCUGAGCUGGCAGUGGAUGAGGUCUUCUCCCAAGUCUCCAAGGCUAUUGAUGCACUGUAGUAAAACAACAUAACUAGAUGAGCUGUGUCUGGUUGUUGUUGUUUUAUUUUUUUUUUUAAUUUUAUUUUAUCAGUCUCAAUUUCAUAAGGACAUAACAUGAACAGCAACAGAAAUAAUCCCCUUCCCACUCAUCUUGGUUUAAAAAAAAAAGGCGGCCAUUAAUGAUCAAAGAUGCCUUAAAUCUACUCCUACUCCAGCAAUAGGAAUCUAUAAGUUUAAGCUCACACACAACAGUGAAAAUGCUUAAAAGUAGCGUCUGGAAAUCAGUUUUUUUUUAUGUAAGUCUUGCUUCCAUUCUGUGCUGAACAUGUAUGUGGAUGCAUCCAAGUGGCAUCUCAAAAGGUGCUGUACGCAGGAGGUGUCAACGUUACCGUCUCCUAACCUUUAAGGCACCACUCUGGGGACAAACAUGCACUUUACAUAAUGUUUUUGUCCCUUGCUUUAACCCUGCCAUAUAGAGUCUAUGAGAAAAUUAUAGGGUCCUUUAUAAUUGUGCCACCGAACAACAGCAGAGAUCACCCACUGUGUGCAAACUGGUGAAACUCUGUCUCCAUGUAAAUACACAGACCUUUUAAAAUUUCUCAGCCACCAUGGACUUCAUACAUUAUUUUAUAUUAAUCCAUUUACAACUAUAUUUAAAGCACAGAAACGGUUUACUUUUUUCAUGAAGAUGAACACAUGUAACAGGUGUCUAUAAAGUGAUAUAUUAAAAAAAAGUAAGAAAAUUAAAGUAUAUGGGAAAAAUGAA
Messenger RNA from Epinephelus lanceolatus (giant grouper), 1505 nucleotides. It is a transcript of the gene ak1, whose product is annotated as adenylate kinase 1. Gene Ontology annotation, cellular component: cytoplasm. NCBI's taxonomy places the organism in Eukaryota, Metazoa, Chordata, Actinopteri, Perciformes, Serranidae. The record is from RefSeq and is a predicted model, not a curated record. Gene Ontology annotation, molecular function: nucleoside diphosphate kinase activity; ATP binding; AMP kinase activity. Gene Ontology annotation, biological process: ATP metabolic process; nucleoside triphosphate biosynthetic process.